This is a messenger RNA of Aedes aegypti (yellow fever mosquito), 1504 nucleotides long. Its product is annotated as retinol dehydrogenase 13. Lineage: Eukaryota; Metazoa; Arthropoda; Insecta; Diptera; Culicidae. Bases 135 to 1130 code for a protein of 331 amino acids. The transcript has 3 exons. The record is from RefSeq and is a predicted model, not a curated record.
UCGUGUCUUGAUGUAAACAUUAUCGAUUUUUCCAAUCGGAUUCGACCGAAGUUUUGAACGCUCUUCUGAAAAUCGAAAAUCAUGUGUUGAAAAUUGUGCAUUCUGAACGGAAAACUAACUCAAGUGAAGCAAAAAUGUCCAUUUUCCGCAAUAAAUUGGUUUUGGGCAUGAGUGCCGUUGGAACGGUUGCAGGCUGCGGCGCUCUCCUCAAAGAUUACAUGCAAGGGGCUCGCUUCGAGCGGAAGGAUGUUCGAGCCGACGGGAAGGUGGUGAUUGUGACCGGAUCCAACACCGGCAUCGGCAAGGAAACCGUUAUGGGUCUCGCUGGCCGGGGGGCCCACGUUUACAUGGCGUGCCGGGACAUGGACAAGUGCGAGGAAGCCCGCAAGGAUAUCGUGCUGGAAACGAAAAAUCCCAACGUGUACUGCCGGGAGUGCGACCUGAGCUCGCUGCAGUCGGUGCGGAAGUUUGUGAAACAAUUCAAAACCGAACAGAAUCGGCUGGACAUUCUGAUCAACAACGCCGGAGUCAUGCGCUGUCCGCGCUCACUCACUGCCGAAGGCAUCGAGCUCCAGUUGGGGGUCAACCAUAUGGGACAUUUCCUCCUAACGAAUCUACUACUAGAUCUUCUGAAACUUUCCGCCCCGAGUAGAAUCGUAGUAUUGUCUAGCAUCGCCCAUACCCGUGGAAAAAUCAACGCCGAAGACUUGAACAGCACCAAGAAGUACGACCCGGCCGAAGCGUACGAGCAGAGCAAGUUGGCCAAUGUGCUGUUCGCGCGGGAAUUGGCCAGGCGGCUGGAAGGCACUGGAGUCACGGUGAACGCAUUGCAUCCCGGAGUGGUCGACACCGAGUUGAUGCGACACAUGGGCCUAUUCAAUAGCUGGUUCUCGUCUUUCCUCAUCAAACCUUUCGUAUGGCCAUUCCUUAAGUCACCAAUUUCGGGUGCUCAGACGUCGCUUUACGCUGCACUGGAUCCGAGCUUGGAGAAGGUUUCCGGGCAAUAUUUUAGCGACUGUGCGCCGAAGGACGUUGCCGAGCAGGCCAAGGAUGACCGGUUGGCCAAGUGGCUGUGGGCCGUUAGCGAAAAGUGGACCGGAACGCUGACCGGAACGGCUGCUGUUUCCUGACAGCGGAUCGUCAGGCUAAAGAACAAUAAGGACAUUAUCAUCUUUAGCGAACCGAAUUUGCAGGAGUGAGACUUAUUGUGAAUGGGGUAGGGAUUCGUUAGGUUGAAUCGGAAUAAGAUGGUUAAAAUGGUUAUAAGGCUUCCAUAGAGAAAUUGCAUGAUAAAUUUGAUAAUUUUUAGAGAAAAUGACCAUUUGCAUUUCUUGAAGCGCAAAGUCAAAUUGAUUCUUGUACUUCUAAAUAUGUAGUGAGCUUAUUAGUAGAUUUAGUAAGCCUACAAUGUAAUAUUAGUUGUAGAAGAUGCAGAUGGAGUUGGCAUAUCGUUACAUUACUCCAUGUCCAAACUAAUUCAUAAGUAAAAUAGAGCCAAAUAGCA